AACAAUAAUACAUGGGGUUUCGAAAGACAACGGACAGUUGACUUAUCCUCUCGCCCGAUAUAUGAUUUCGAUUCAGUCGGCCUGAGCGUCAAUAAAUCUCCAGGUUCGCCACAACGUAUGACAUGGCAUGUCACUGUUACGCAGUGACGACGAGAGCCAUAUAACUAGUAUCCUCGCAGACCCGUAACGUGGGUUUUACGCUUUGAUAUAUUUGCCUUUACUGAAGGGUUGCAGCUUAGCUCCAAAAAAGUGAUCGGUGCCCUCAAAGCAAAGCCUCUUAAAGAUUACAGUUACCAUUUGCCAUACCUCACUAUCAACGUACAACCAUUCACCUGGCCAGGCUCUACUUUACUACUAGUAGUUCCCCAAGAUGUCAUCUGCAGGCCAGAAAGGAGAAAUUCCCCAAACUCACCGAACCAUCCUGCUUCCUGGGAAACCAACUACCAAACCUUAUGCAAACGACCAGGAAGCACUGCCGAGAGCUUCCGAUGUCGAUCGAGAUAGUCGAACUUCGAGCGAGGGGUGGAAGCCAAUGAUUGAUCGACGCCAGAGCUGGAAUGAAGAGGACAGGAAGCAUGAGCUUCAGGCCUGGCUGUUGGGAGUGGAAGAAGGGAAGGAGACUGGCUUCACCGAAUCGUCGCACGAAGUCUCAUGAAUGAAUGAAUGACGGAAUAACUGAUGAUUGAAGGUGCAAUGGACCAGAUCAUGAAACCUGUCUAACUUGAUAUGGGAUUAUGAUUAGGUGGAUAGGAUCCAACUGACAGCGGGCUGUUUCGGAUUUUGUUCGCGUUUUCUCCUUGAACCAAUGCCUCUUUCCUUCUCAUGUCUAGUGUUUAUUGAUGUAUGUCUAACAAAUUGAUUAAUAGCAAUAAGCUCACCAAGACCUCAUUUCAGUAAGGGAUCUACAGUGAUAUAUCUUGCAGCCUUAGUCGUGGAGAUCGGAAUAUCAGUACGUAGUGGACGAUGGAGAAGGAGAGAAGGAUUAAUCAUGGUACUGGCACAGAUCAGAAAGGUUUAUAGUAUUCAAAUAGCAAAAGAUCAUC
Messenger RNA from Aspergillus pseudonomiae, 1043 nucleotides. RefSeq lists its product as uncharacterized. The record is from RefSeq and is a predicted model, not a curated record. Lineage: Eukaryota; Fungi; Ascomycota; Eurotiomycetes; Eurotiales; Aspergillaceae. The transcript has a single exon. The coding region runs from base 371 to 655 and encodes 94 amino acids.